Messenger RNA from Capsella rubella, 613 nucleotides. Its product is annotated as heavy metal-associated isoprenylated plant protein 12. Lineage: Eukaryota; Viridiplantae; Streptophyta; Magnoliopsida; Brassicales; Brassicaceae. The transcript is spliced from 3 exons. The coding region runs from base 40 to 399 and encodes 119 amino acids. Gene Ontology annotation, molecular function: metal ion binding. The record is from RefSeq and is a predicted model, not a curated record.
UCCAAUCACCACGGCACCACCACCACUAAUCAAAGAAAAAUGCAGGUAGCUGUACUGAAAUUGGGUCUUUGUUGUGAAAAAACCAAAAAAAAAGCUAUGUCCACUGUAUGUGGUCUCUCAGGAGUUAAUGCAGUGGACGUGAAAGACGGUAAACUAACCGUGACCGGAGAGAUUGAUGCCUAUAUAGUUGUGAAGAAAUUGAAGAAGGUAUGUUUUACCGAGAUUAUCUCGGUUGGACCGGUUAAGGAACCAGAGAAGAAGCCACCUGAACCGAAGAAACCUGAUGAACCGAAACCACCAGAAGUGAUUUGUCAUUAUGUCCCUUCACCAUGUCCACCACCUUAUUACCCAUAUUACAGAUGUGGCAAUGACGAUCCCAAUGCAUGCGUCACCUCUUGAAAGCAAUAUUAUUUUUGGUCGGAUCAGUUUUGUUAGCAAGAACAGUCCCAUCACUAUUCACUUAUCAGCUUCGUCGUAGAUUCGUCGUCAAUGUCUUUUGUUGUUUAGCUGGUCCGGUCUAAACCAUAAUAUACUCUACAUGACUAAACCAUAAUAUACUCUGUAUUACCCGAUUAACUGGAAUUGUUUUGUUUAUAAACUUAGGUUAAUACAU